AGGAAUUCAGGGCUGGGAAAAUUGAGCCUAGUCACCCCACCUGGCGACCACAGCGGAUCCGACCUGGGCUCCAGCCGCACCUGCAGCAGCUGACCACGUGACCUCCGCCAGUUCCAUGGAUCAAACACAGAGAGGAAUCCUGGGCCAGCCCGGGCCGGUCCCCACCACCCAGCCCAAGAAGAAAAGGACGUCAGUGAUGUCUUUCUUUUCCAAGGUCUCUUGGUCACUGAGGUUCCAGAAGCGGGAGUCUCUGAAGAAUGUGUUUUCCAUCUUGGCAGAAAGAGCCCAGGACCCCAACGCUAAAAAGCGCCACAUGGCAAUGAGAGGCCUGGGAACCAUGGCCUGUGAGACCCCUGACAAGGUGAGAAAAUAUAAGAAAAUUGUCCUAGACCUGCUGGUGCAUGGAUUGUAUGACCCUGUGAGUGCUGAAGUCAUCCACGAGAGCUUGAAGACACUGACCAUCAUCUUGGGCAAGAUCCAGGGGAAAAGUCUAGGCUCUUUCUUCGUAGACAUCACUCUCCAGACCAGGACUUUAUUAGAUGAUGAGAAUGACAACCUGAGAUACUCAGCCUUCGUCUUGUUUGGCCAAUUGGCGGCCUUUGCUGGGCGGAAAUGGAAGACAUUUUUCACCAGCCAGGUCAAGCAGACUCAAGAUUCCCUCCUGAUACAUUUACAGGACAGAAAUCCGCAGGUUGCCAAGGCUUGCAAAACAACAUUUCGAGCCUGUUCUCCAUAUCUGAAAGAAAGAAAGGAAACCGGCUUCCAGACCGAAGAAGAUCAAAGGAACCCUAAACUCUGCCGGCAACUGGUGAAGCCAGCCGCCAUGUAAGAUGCCAGAUUACCAGGAACGAAGAAGAAUGUCUGAGAUCACCAUUUUGGAGGAAAGACCAGGCUAACUGCAUGGGAUGCCAUGUGGAGAGCUGAGGAACCCAAUCCACAGUGAAGUCUGAGGUCCAUACUCGUGACUCACGUUGGCUGUUCCAGCCAGACUCCGGCUGUCCACGUGACCCAGCUGACACCAGCUGUCUCAAUGAAGCCCAUCCCAAGUUGCAAAAUUGUAAGCAAGUGAAUCAAAUGAUUGCUGUUUUAAAGCGCUAACUUCUGGGAUAGUUUGUCACUCGGCAAUAAGUAACCAAA
Enhydra lutris kenyoni (northern sea otter) is the source of this 1137-nucleotide messenger RNA. Its product is annotated as maestro. The record is from RefSeq and is a predicted model, not a curated record. The transcript is spliced from 7 exons. Gene Ontology annotation, cellular component: cytoplasm. Lineage: Eukaryota; Metazoa; Chordata; Mammalia; Carnivora; Mustelidae. Bases 116 to 829 code for a protein of 237 amino acids.